AUGUGGAAGGACACCAGCAUCAAUGUCCCAGGACAGAUGGCCGUUACCGUAGCCUCGUCCCGGAGUACCAACCGCAGAAAGAGGACCAGCUUCUCCAAAGAGCACGUGGAGCUACUACGUGUCACAUUUGAGACAGACCCUUACCCUGGCAUCAGCCUGAGAGAGAGCCUGUCCCAGAAAACAGGGCUACCUGAAUCUCGUAUCCAGGUGUGGUUCCAGAACAGGAGGGCUCGGACUCUGAAGUGUAAGGGAGCUAAGACGUUUCUGUGCCAGUCAGACUCUGGCUUACAGACCCCUGGUGGGUUCACCCCUGUCCAAGAUCCAGUUUCCCAGCCCCGCACCAUGGGGACAGGGGCUACCCAGCACAGCCUUGCCCCUCUGUCCACCCCCCCCUGCCUGCCCCCUGCCUACUCCACCCAGGUGAAGGAGGAGGAUUACUUUUUCUAUGGACGCUACUUUCCACCCUACCCUGGAGUGGAGGAGACUGGCCACAACACCUCCCAGUUUGGGUUAAGGCAGGCCAAGGUGCUGGGAUACAGCUCCAGCAUGCACCUGAAGAGCCCCGGGCACCAGAUGGUUCAAGGAACCUGGCCCCAGGCAGUUGACCAGGCGACCCCAGUCCAGUCCAUAUGGAGCCCCUCUCCUCUGGAGGUGAGGAACUACAGCUCAGGCUCCAGCAAGGCCUUCCUCUACCAUCGCUCAGCCGAGCAGCAGCCCUUCUACAACAACCCCCAGGAAGCCUAUAGAGGCCCCAUUUCCCAGACCCAGGCCCCAGCCACCCCGGAUUCCGGCUGCUGGGAAGUUGGACAAGAGAACACCCCUCCGAUGGAAGGCCAAGGUUCCCGAUUGGAUGGCUCCUGGAGCAUGGCUAUGUUUACCCCAGAAUACCCAGGACAAGCCCCGCACCAUGCCCCCUUGCCAGAGCUCCCGGCCAUGUCCCUGCAGGAGAUCCUGGGAGAGCUGGAGGGAGAGUGGCAGGAGGGAGAUGGACUGGACAGCCACCCCAAUGGGGACAAACUGGUUUACUGCUGAAGUCUUAUCUCACUCUUCUUUUUCUUAACGAUAGACAACCUCUUCAUUGUUAUUAUUAUUAUUGUAGCAUUUUGUAUGUUUGUGGGAGUACGAUAGUGUUUACUGUAUAGCCUGGGUUUCUGUGGACUAAAUGCUCUCAGAGAGAGAGAGAGAGAGAGAGAGAGAGAGCGAGAGAGAGAGAGAGAGAGAGAGAGAGUGAUAGAGAGAGAGAGAGAGAGAGUGAUAGAGUGAGAGAGAGAGAGAGAGAGGGGAUCAUACGUCCUUAAUUCCUCAAUGAUUCAAUUUAUUCUCCCAUGUACUUCAUCCCAAUUCAUUUUAGGUUAUCUACUUAUU
Messenger RNA from Oncorhynchus nerka (sockeye salmon), 1365 nucleotides. RefSeq names its product homeobox protein OTX2-like. Gene Ontology annotation, molecular function: DNA-binding transcription factor activity, RNA polymerase II-specific; RNA polymerase II transcription regulatory region sequence-specific DNA binding. The transcript is spliced from 3 exons. Gene Ontology annotation, cellular component: nucleus. The coding region runs from base 1 to 1032 and encodes 343 amino acids. The record is from RefSeq and is a predicted model, not a curated record. Lineage: Eukaryota; Metazoa; Chordata; Actinopteri; Salmoniformes; Salmonidae. Gene Ontology annotation, biological process: regulation of transcription by RNA polymerase II.